AGAACCCACGUCCAUGCUCUGACUCGACGUAGUGUGCCCUCUGCGUUCACAGAGAGAUUCUUCAGCAGUGAGUGUACAGCUGAGCUGGAGAACGGUGUUUGGUGAAGGCAGUCUGCCUCUCGGAAAAGCGCGGCUCAAACUUUCAACGAUCUUGACUUCCACAACGCUUUUUCUUUAUUAAACUUUUUUUUUUAUUGAAGCGGGAUACAUUUUAAUGAACAACUGUGGUAAAUAUAUUUACUGUCAUGGAGCGACGUGGGUUUUCCUUACUUUGCUGGGGCACGAUACCUUUCCUGUUUAUAUCCGUUCUGGAACCGAGCGGAGUCGAUGGGAGGUUCCAGCCGUCCUUCAAUCUCAACAAGUUGUGUAAGUUCUGUGACGUGGAGGCUUCAUCCUGCAACGGAACAGGAAGCUGCCUCUCCAACUGCUCCAUCACCUCCAUCUGUCGUCUGGAGCAGGAAGUCUGCAUCGCCAUCUGGAGGAAGAAUGACAGUAACUACAGCAUCGAGACUCUGUGUCAUGACCCCUCCAAGCCUCUGUACGGCGUCGAGCUGGAUGACUACAACAGCUCUACGUGUACCAUGAAAGAGAAGAAGAGCUCUGGAGGACCGUUGUUCAUCUGCUCCUGCACUGAGGAGGAGUGUAACGAUAACCUGGCCUUCGCUCCUGUGGUUGGCCCGACCUUCGAGUCCCCGGUGGUAUCGAUCGUCCUGAUCAGCCUGUUGCCCUUACUGGUCCUAGUGGUAGUAGUCAUCACUAUGUUCUACUGGUACCGAGUCCAACGCCAUCGCAAACUCAGCCAGGAACAGUGGGACAACAAGAAGUCCAAACACAAAGGCAAAGGUCUGGACUGCAGCAUCAUGAUGGACGACGAUGGAUCAGACAGCAGCUCAACGCACGCCAACAACCUCAACCACAACACUGAACCCCUACCCAUCGAGCUGGACCUGCAGGUUGGUAAGGGGCGCUUCGCUGAGGUGUUCAAGGCCAAGCUGAGGCAGCCCGGCUCCUCGUCGGACCAGUAUGAGACGGUGGCCGUGAAGAUCUUCCCUGAGGAAGAGUACGCAUCGUGGAAGAACGAGAAGGACAUCUUCUCCGACAUCAACCUUCGCCACGACAACGUCCUCCACUUCCUCACAGCAGAGGAGAGAAAGAUGUCAAAGCAGUACUGGCUGAUCACAGCCUUCCACCCCCGAGGAAACCUUCAGGAGUACCUGACCCGUAACCUGGUCUCCUGGGAGGAUCUACGGGGUCUGGGCGGGUCCCUGGCCUGCGGGGUGGCACACCUUCACAGUGACCACACGGCCUGCGGGCGGCCCAAGGUGCCCAUCGUACACCGCGACCUGAAGAGCUCUAACAUCCUGGUGAAGCAGGAUCUGACCUGUUCCCUGUGUGACUUUGGACUGGGGCUCAGACUGGAUAACACCAUGACAGUGGAUGAUCUAGCUAACAGCGGACAGGUGGGCACAGCCAGGUACAUGGCUCCUGAAGUGCUGGAGUCCAGGCUGAACCUGGAGAACAUUGAGUCGUUCAAGCAGACAGAUGUCUAUUCUAUGGCUCUUGUGUUGUGGGAGAUCACCUCCCGCUGUCAUGCCAUCGGAGAGGUGAAGGACUAUGAACCUCCAUAUGGCUGUAAAGUUCAGAUGCAUCCUGGUGUGGAGAGCAUGAAGGAUCACCUCCUCAGAGACAGAGGAAGACCUGAGAUCCCAGACAGCUGGAUCAACCACCAGGGCAUAGCCAUAGUGUGCGGCUCCAUAGAGGAGUGUUGGGACCACGACCCGGAGGCCAGGCUCACAGCCCAGUGCGUGGCCGAACGCUUCAGCGAGAUAGAAGACGAGAUGGAGAAACUGUCCAGCCGCAGCAGCUCGGACGAGAAGAUACCAGCGGAGGAACGGAAGAUACCGACAAUACCCGAAGAAGAACGACCGACGAUAGCAGAACAGAUGGAAGAGGUCAAAGUAGUGGUGGAGAGCUCUGUGAGCGAUGAGAAGUGAGGGAAGGGAGAGAGAGAGGACAUGGAACCCAGGACUAGAAUGUCCGUAUGUCACAAACACACCACUCACGUUGCUAUGGGAACUAAACAGCCACACCCAGACAAACAGGCCACACCUGGCAGAUAGCCAGGACAGUGAAUGUACUGUAUUACUGUACUGUACUGCUUAUACUCUUCUGUAUUGUAUUACCAGAAUACAUACAGUAUUUAUACUGUAUAAAAUAAGUAUAUACCGUUUACAGUAUUUGGAUGUACUGUACUGUAUUAUAUUGGAGGUUUACCCACUGAAGAGGACAGGACAUGACAAUGGAAGAGAUUAUAGCCAAAGACUGAGAUUACAGGACAUGACAAUGGAAGAGAUUAUAACCAAAGACUGAGAUUACAGGACAUGACAAUGGAAGAGAUUAUAACCAAAGACUGAAAUUACAGGACAUGACAAUGGAAGAGAUUAUAACCAAAGACUGAGAUUACAGGACAUGACAAUGGAAGAGAUUAUAACCAAAGACUGAGAUUACAGGACAUGACAAUGCAAGAGAUUAUAACCAAAGACUGAAAUUACAGGACAUGACAAUGGAAGAGAUUAUAACCAAAGACUGAGAUUACAGGACAUGACAAUGGAAGAGAUUAUAACCAAAGACUGAGAUUACAGGAUAUGACAAUGGAAGAGAUUAUAACUAAAGACUGAGAUUACAGAACAUGACAAUGGAAGAGAUUAUAACCAAAGACUGAGAUUACAGGAUAUGACAAUGGAAGAGAUUAUAACCAAAGACUGAGAUUACAGGACAUGACAAUGGAAGAGAUUAUAACCAAAGACUGAGAUUACAGGACAUGACAAUGGAAGAUUAUAACCAAAGACUGAGAUUACAGGACAUGACAAUGGAAGAGAUUAUAACCAAAGACUGAGAUUACAGGACAUGACAAUGGAAGAGAUUAUAACCAAAGACUGAGAUUACAGGACAUGACAAUGGAAGAGAUUAUAACCAAAGACUGAGAUUACAGAACAUGACAAUGGAAGAUAUUAUAACCAAAGACUGAGAUUACAGGACAUGACAAUGGAAGAGAUUAUAACCAAAGACUGAGAUUACAGGACAUGACAAUGGAAGAUAUUAUAACCAAAGACUGAGAUUACAGGACAUGACAAUGGAAGAGAUUAUAACCAAAGACUGAGAUUACAGAACAUGACAAUGGAAGAGAUUAUAACCAAAGACUGAGAUUACAGGACAUGACAAUGGAAGAGAUUAUAACCAAAGACUGAGAUUACAGGACAUGACAAUGGAAGAGAUUAUAACCAAAGACUGAGAUUACAGGACAUGACAAUGGAAGAGAUUAUAACCAAAGACUGAGAUUACAGGACAUGACAAUGGAAGAGAUUAUAACCAAAGACUGAGAUUACAGGACAUGACAAUGGAAGAGAUUAUAACCAAAGACUGAGAUUACAGGAUAUGACAAUGGAAGAGAUUAUAACUAAAGACUGAGAUUAAUAAUGUUCCUGUAUUCUAACAUGUUGGGGGAGUAGGGUAAUGUAUUCUAACAUGUUGGGGGAGUGGGGUAAUGUAUUCUAACAUG
Molecule: messenger RNA, 3559 nt
Organism: Oncorhynchus masou masou (cherry salmon)
Lineage: Eukaryota; Metazoa; Chordata; Actinopteri; Salmoniformes; Salmonidae
Gene: tgfbr2b
Product: transforming growth factor beta receptor 2b
Exons: 10
Coding region: 246-1994 (582 amino acids)
Biological process (GO): heart development; transforming growth factor beta receptor signaling pathway; cellular response to growth factor stimulus
Cellular component (GO): signaling receptor complex; plasma membrane
Molecular function (GO): transforming growth factor beta binding; type I transforming growth factor beta receptor binding; activin receptor activity
Source: RefSeq, a predicted model, not a curated record